Camarhynchus parvulus is the source of this 668-nucleotide messenger RNA. It is a transcript of the gene IMMP1L, whose product is annotated as inner mitochondrial membrane peptidase subunit 1. Gene Ontology annotation, molecular function: serine-type endopeptidase activity. The transcript is spliced from 6 exons. Lineage: Eukaryota; Metazoa; Chordata; Aves; Passeriformes; Thraupidae. The coding region runs from base 77 to 577 and encodes 166 amino acids. The record is from RefSeq and is a predicted model, not a curated record. Gene Ontology annotation, cellular component: mitochondrial inner membrane peptidase complex; membrane.
CACGUGCGGAGCCGGUGGUGCGCUGCGGGGCCCGGCGGCGAACGGGGAGAGCUGCUGGGCACCGUGCCAUUGUAGGAUGCUUCGCAAUGCCCUAGGAAAAACCUUCCGAUUUCUGGGCUACACGGUGCAAUAUGGCUGCAUAGCACACUGUGCCUUCGAGUACCUUGGAGGAAUUGUCGUGUGCUCUGGACCUUCCAUGGAACCAACCAUUCAGAACUCUGAUGUUGUCUUUUCGGAGAACCUCAGCCGCCACUUUUGCUGCAUUCGAAAAGGAGAUAUUGUAAUUGUGAAAAGCCCAAAUGACCCCAAAUCAAAUAUCUGUAAAAGAGUAAUUGGCUUGGAAGGGGAUAAAGUCUGCACAAGCAAGCCUUCAGAUUUCCUUAAGAGUCACAGCUAUGUGCCUAAAGGACAUGUCUGGUUAGAAGGUGAUAAUCUCAGGAAUUCUACAGAUUCCAGGUGCUACGGACCUGUUCCUUAUGGGCUGAUAAGAGGACGCAUUUGUCUUAAGAUAUGGCCUCUGAAUGACUUUGGAUUUCUACGUGCAAGCCCCAAUGGCCACAGAUUUCUUGAUGAUUAAAAGACUUAAGUACUAUUGACAGUUUUCAUAGUAUUUUCUACUAAAAUGAAUGGAACUAUUUUUGCUUAGAACAAACACAAAUAUUACUUGA